AGCCGGCAGGUGUCUGCAGCGCCUGGCCCCAGCUUGUCUCACUGUGAGAGGCUGUGUGCCGAGGGCCAAGGCAGGACUGGGGGCUGGGACGGGGAGUCUGGACAGCUUGCGUCUGCCCCUGGCCCCAAGAGUCUGCAGAGGUAGCAGCUGGCACAGGCUGCCCAGAGCAGGGGUGCUGCCUGGACAGCUAUUCCCUAAUUCCAUCCCCAAGACGCCGCCCAGGCCGGGCUCAGAGGCCAGAGCAGGUCGGACCUGGACAGGGAAGCUCCCAGGGGCACUGGAGGUCCUGAAGCAGGAAGAACCGGAUCUCAUUUGAUCUGGCCCAGGACAGAAAGAAGGGGUUCUCACUGAGCGCCCUAAAUACAAGUCUGGCCAGAGGAGGGGUCAGUAUCCAGAUGGCCACAGGCCUGGCCGAGUGAAAGGGGGACCUUCUGGAUGAAAUGCAGCCAGGGCCUCCUGAGGCGUGUCAUGUGACCACAGCCAGGGGCCACACAGGGGUACUGGGCAGGAAGGCCACCGUGGAUUCUCUGUGGCUGUGCCCCAGGCAGGCUGCCUGCCUAGUUAAUAGACCCCAACCUGGAGGCCACUCCGCCCGUGUCCACAUGACGGCUGAGGCAUCGACUGGACUGGGCUAGGGACCCGGAGGCCUGGGGAGCCAGGGUGUUGGCCAGGUCGGGCGGGGCCCUGUUUGGCCUCAGGCCCAGGAGGUAGGGCCUGCCCUUGGGGCAGUUCCUGGAGAGCCGAGGAGAAGGCCACCUUGCCUGGCCCAGCCUGGGGGCAGACAGGGCAGAUGCUUGGGACCAGGGCCAGAACCUGGAGCCUUGGGAAGCAGCAGAGAACAGCUCCUGAAGCAGUCCCUGGGCCCUGGAGGCAGCCUCCUGCUCCCUCCUCAGCCCUUUCUUAAAAAAGAAAGGCUGGUGGAGCCGCUGCUGUCUGUGGCCGGAUUCCCUGCCCAGGCUCCUCCACAGGGGCUGCCCUCCUGAAGACGGCUGCCAGACCUGCUCCGCCUCACCCCGGGCACCAUGUCUGGGACCCCAAGGCUCUAAUCACACACCCUGCCCUGGCUGCUCUGGCUGCUGAGCCCGCCCUCCGGCCACACCUCCUGGUUAGUGCCCAUGCACUGACCCUGGGAAACAGACAGGAGGAAGCAGAGGACAGAGGAGGCCAGACCAUGGCUGCUCCCAGGCCCUAUCCGGGCUCCUGAGGCUUGGGGGGAAAGGGGCUUCUAGGGCUCCCAGGGGCCUCUGCCCAUUGUCCUGCCCGCCCUUCCCCUUUGGCGAGGCGCCAGGAAGCUGCGCCUUUGUUACCUGGGCGAUCAGCUACAGAACCUGGACUAAGGCAGACAGGUCCUGCUGCUCCCCAGGCCGUGCACCCUGACCCCAGGAGGGAGAGAGGGAGGCCCUGCCCUCGAACAGCCAAGCUGCCAGGGCUCCCAAGAGGUGGCUGCUGGCGUCUCCCACACGGCCCUUUCUGCCAGGGGCCUGUGCCUCUUGGGCUGCCUGAGCCUGGUCACGGAGUGGGAUCUCCUGACCCAGCCUUGCCAGGGGCAGAGGGCACCGGGCCUUGAGGAGGGGAUGCCCGCGAGGGCCCCAGUCCACCCGGCUGCCCCGCCCCUCAGGCCCAGCCUGGCCCCCUUGUUUCCCUGUCUGGUGCCCCGAGCAACCCCCCUGGCGGGAAGCCCCCGCCAUGGCCGAGCACCUGGAGCUGCUGGCAGAGAUGCCCGCGGUGAGCAGGAUGAGCACGCAGGAGCGGCUGAAGCACGCCCAGAAGCGCCGUGCCCAGCAGGUGAAGAUGUGGGCCCAGGCUGAGAAGGAGGCCCAGGGCAGAAAGGGCCACAGGGAGCGGCUGUGGAAGGAGGCGGCUGGCGGCAGGCUGCAGAAGCGGGUCCUCUUCCCGCCCAGUGUCACCCUUCUCGAGGCCGCUGCCCGAAAUGACCUGGAAGAAGUCCGCCAGUUCCUUCAGAGCGGGGUCAGCCCGGACCUGGCCAACGAGGAUGGUCUGACGGCCCUGCACCAGAGCUGCAUCGACGACUUCCGGGAAAUGGUGCAACAGCUGCUCGAGGCCGGGGCCACGGUCAACGCUCGCGACAGUGAGAGCUGGACCCCCCUGCACGCUGCGGCCACCUGCGGCCACCUGCACCUGGUGGAGCUGCUCAUUGCCCGUGGCGCUGACCUCCUGGCAGUCAACACCGAUGGAAACAUGCCCUAUGACCUAUGUGAGGAUGAGCAGACGCUGGACUGCCUGGAGACGGCCAUGGCCAACCGGGGCAUCACCCAGGACGGCAUUGAGGGGGCCCGGGCCUUGCCGGAGCUGCACAUGCUGGAGCACAUCCGAGGCCUGCUGCAGACGGGGGCUGACCUGGACGCCCCUGGGGACCACGGGGCCACGCUGCUACACAUCGCCGCUGCCAACGGGUUCAGCGAGGCGGCGGCCCUGCUGCUGGAGCACCGGGUCAGCCUGGGCGCCAAGGACCUUGACGGCUGGGAGCCGCUGCAUGCUGCUGCGUACUGGGGCCAGGUGCACCUGGUGGAGCUGCUGGUGGCACACGGUGCCGACCUCAAUGGAAAGUCCCUGAUGGAAGAGACGCCUCUUGACCUGUGCGGGGACGAGGAGGUGCGGGCCAAGCUGCUGGAGCUGAAGCACAAGCAGGACGCACUCUUGCGGGGCCAAGGUCGCCAGCGCUCUCUGCUGCGCCGCCGUACCUCCAGUGCUGGCAGCUGGGGGAAGGUGGUGAGGCGGGUGAGUCUGACCCAGCGCACCAGCCUGUACCGCAAGGAGCAUGCCCAGGAGGCCAUUGUGUGGCAACAGCCACCUCCCACCAGCCCAGAGCCCCAAGAGGAGGAUGAGGAUGGCCAGACAGACACUGAGCUCAGGCCACCGCCCCCUGAGGAGGAGGACUCCGAAGUGUCUAGGCCACACAACGGCCGAGUUGGGGGCACCCCUGGACGGCACCUGUACUCCAAGCGGCUUGACCGGAGUGUCUCCUACCAGCUGAGCCCCCCGGAGAGCGUGGCCCCCGACAGCCUGGGCCACAGCCUCGGCCGCACCAAGGCCCACCACACCUUGGCGGAGCUCAAGCGCCAGCGAGCAGCUGCUAAGCUGCAGCGCGGGCCCGAGGCCCCCGGGUCUGGUCUGUCUGCGGACACAGAGGCCCCCCAGCCUGAGUGUGGCUCCAGGGCUGGUGGGGACCCGCCCCUGCUCAAGCUUACAGCCCCCUCGGAGGAGGCCCCCGUGGAGAAGAGGCCCUGCUGCCGGCUCAUGUGAGGGGCUGGCGCUCGGGCUGCCCAGGCUCUGCUGCCAGGCCUUUUGCUGGCGAUCCCGACGUGUGCCCUGUGGGCAGGCAGCCAGCCAUCUGGGACCCCGCCUCCGCAGGCAGGAAUGGGCCUUGGCAGAAGCCAUACCUGGGGGGGCACCUAGCUACAGAGACCUCGUGUCAGCCUGUGACUCUUGAUAAAGAGCCCUCUGCCACCUGC
Molecule: messenger RNA, 3473 nt
Organism: Myotis myotis
Lineage: Eukaryota; Metazoa; Chordata; Mammalia; Chiroptera; Vespertilionidae
Gene: PPP1R16A
Product: protein phosphatase 1 regulatory subunit 16A
Exons: 11
Coding region: 1687-3264 (525 amino acids)
Cellular component (GO): cytoplasm
Molecular function (GO): protein binding; phosphatase regulator activity; enzyme inhibitor activity
Source: RefSeq, a predicted model, not a curated record